AUGGACGACGAGUUCAUCGAAGUGCGUUCUCGCGGCAGUGGUCGUCGUGCGAAGGCGACGAAAACCAAGGCUGCGCUUCCAGCGCAACCGGCGAAACCGGCGCACCAAGCGCCCCAAGCGAAAACCGCGCCAAAAAGCGCGUCGUUUCGUCUUCCACCCAUAGUGGUGAAGACGAACGCAUACCAUCAGCUUCGUGCUGAUCUGUCGUCAAUCGCUGGGGUUGAGUUCCAGUCGAUUGGUUGUUAUGCCAUGCCGGGGCACAAAACAUAUCUUACUGAAAAAUUAGGACUAAUUACAGAUAGUAUCACAUUAGCCAAAGUUGGAAUUACUAAUCCACGUAUACUCAAUAGUCAAGAAACAGAUUUGAUGAUGAUUGACAUUAGAAAACAAAACAUAACAGUGCAUACAAUAUCCGAGGCUUUGGCAUAUACAAACACGAAAAUAGCUACAAAUAACAAUGAACUACUGUUUAUAAUAAGUUGUCCUAGACUAAGAAAAAACAUACUAAACAAAAUCCAAGUUUACGGCAUAAAUAACAUAGGAAAACAGAUCCACGUUCCUCAUCCCUAUUACCUUUCCCAUAAAUCGCAAAUGUUUAUCGUCGCAUCACUCGAUAAGGAAUUCUAUAAUACGGAAGAUCUACAAGAAGACAACACGACAUGCAUACCAGCAAUUAUAAAAGGACAACCAGCAUCUUGCGAUUUUAUAUCGAACCCAUCAACACAAGAAGUUAUAACUUUAGAUAGAAGUCACUUACUUAUCAGUUCAUCCGUUUGGUUUAUAUUUGAUACGACGUGUGGCAUACGAGAACGAAACCUUACUGGUUCAUUUAUCGUUGCAUAUGAAGAUUGCAAUAUUUUCUUCAAUAACAAAACUAUUUCAAGCAACACGAUUAGUUUUCCGGGAUCACCGAUCAAUCUUCCUAUCUAUGGCAUAGAAGUGACACAACAGAACAAAGUCGUGAAUUUGAGUCUUGAGCAUCUACACGAACUACACAAAGAAUUAAGAUCGGAGAUGAAACAAAUCCAUUUAGAAUCACACAGUAUCACAUGGAAAACGUGGUCAAUAUCUAGCCUGUCCCGAGCGUCGCGCGAUGAGCGGAUACAAACUCCUAAGGAGACCAAACGUCUUGGAAGCAAGAUGACCUACAUGCUGUCGGAACGACAGCUUUCGAUCAUAGGUAACCCCGAGGUAGCGCACAUCUGUGGACCAGGGGAUUUCCUUGCUAUGCAGUGUGAUGGGUUUCACCUUACGCACGAUAGAAGCCAUAAGCAUCUGUCGCUUGUAAGGGAUCACCAUCACCUGGGUCUUUUCAUAAUUUACCCUUAUCCUCCACUCGUUGAGGUAUUGGAUAUAUUUAUCCAAACCUCUCUGAAGUCCUCCUUGGAGACACUCCAGAUUACGAGAGGAGUACAAAAUGGCAGUGUCGUCUGCAUAUAA
Anopheles nili is the source of this 1440-nucleotide messenger RNA. RefSeq lists its product as uncharacterized. The coding region runs from base 1 to 1440 and encodes 479 amino acids. NCBI's taxonomy places the organism in Eukaryota, Metazoa, Arthropoda, Insecta, Diptera, Culicidae. The record is from RefSeq and is a predicted model, not a curated record. The transcript has 3 exons.